AUGCAGACAUUUGUGCCAAAAAACCGCCGGCCUAGAUUCGAUCUUUUUAUAGAAAUUCACGACCUCAACAAUGUCCCGCUCGUUUCCGGUCAAGCCUACGUCAAAUGGCACCUCCAGGGCUCAAAUCGCGCCGAAGCCCGAGGGCGCACCACGAAGGAAACAAUAAAGGACCAUAAAGUCGCAUGGCACUUCACGCAUACCUGCGAAGAGAUCCGGAUGACCAUUGGGCGAAAUGGGAUGCUGCAGGAACAGCUCCUCAUCUUUGAGGUCUGCCAGGAGUAUGCGGGCGCGAGGGAGCGCAUUGCAUUGGGGACGGUGCAGCUCAAUUUGGCAGAGUAUACGCAGGUCCAUAGGGAUACAAGGAGGUAUCUGAUGCAGGAUAGCAAGAUUAAUUCGACUUUGAAGAUCACUGUUGCGCUGACCCAGGUUGGAGGAGAUGAGAAUUUCAUAGCCCCACAAUUACAAGGCGCCCAGGUUUUUGGGGGCAUAGCAGGAAUAAUCGGAGAAGCUCGAGAUGUGGAAGAUCCCGGACAUCGUUCUAUUUCCAGAUUUCAAAAGCGGGACAGAAGCGCGAUCCACGACAUGUACCGCAGUACCCUCGCAGCUUCGUGGCAACUUCAGGCAGGUGAACUCAACCCGGAGGAAUGCAUAGAUGAUAUCUUUGCCGGCGGUGACGGCUGGACCCCCCGCUCUGAACGAUUCCGUGGGAAACCCAAAUCAGUCAGAUAUGAGGGGGGGCUUAGUCGGGGAGGAAUGGACGGUAGUGAUAGUGAUUCGUUGAGCGCUGUGAGCAGCGGUGGGGGGAAUUCAACCACGGGAAACACACACCUCGGUACCAGCGAUCUACGACGAAAGCGGGACGGUGAUACACUAAGCAUUGUUAGCUUUGCUAUACCACCUACGGAAAGGAGAACAAGCGGCAGAAGUAGUAUCCGGAGCACUAUGAGUGAACGAGAGGUUGACGAGGUGCGCGCAAGGGAGGAUCUGGUUAGCUGGAAAAUGCCAGCGGUGUCGCGAUGA
Messenger RNA from Morchella importuna, 1020 nucleotides. RefSeq lists its product as uncharacterized. The transcript has 7 exons. NCBI's taxonomy places the organism in Eukaryota, Fungi, Ascomycota, Pezizomycetes, Pezizales, Morchellaceae. The coding region runs from base 1 to 1020 and encodes 339 amino acids. The record is from RefSeq and is a predicted model, not a curated record.